GCGCUGUGCGGCGCACGUGUGGGUCGCGCGGCUGGACGGACGCCGGGAGGUCCGGAGCAGGACCCCGAGAUGGACCCAGUGGUCUUUGAGGAUGUGGCUGUGAACUUCACCCCAGAAGAGUGGGCUUUGCUGGAUCGUGGUCAGAGGCGGCUCUACAGGGAUGUGAUGCUGGAGACCUGCAGGAACCUGGCCUCCCUGGUUGAUACAAGUCAGGAUAAAAGGGGUGCAUCAAGGACUCAGCGGAAUGUUCUGCAGAAUGAGCUCCCCAGUGAAGGCAAGACCGUCUUACUUGCAAGAAAUGAUUCGUGCUCUGUUUUUGGAGCAAACUGGAAAUUUCCUAACGGUGGAGAUCAAACCCAAACCCAGGAAAGGCGUUUGAGAAGUCGUUUGGUGGAGCGGGUCUGUGAAAGCAGAGAAGAUAAUCGAUGUGGAGAAACCAGAAGGCAGAUGACAAGUCUUACCGUGCGUGCGGAUCGUCCUACUGGAGACAAGUCCUGUCAGUGCGCCAAGAGUAGAGAAGCCUUCACAGAUGGUUCUUUCCCUGAGAAUCCACAAAGAUCCCGCCCUGGACACAAACCUAGUCCUUGUGAGGAAUGUGGGCCGGCCUGCAGCUGUGUCUCGAGCCCCAGCCCUCACGUGGAUACAGGCCUUGUAGAGAAACCUUAUGAACCUCAGGACACUGGGGGAGCUUCGAAGAGAGACUUGAAGAGUCACGGUAGUAAAAAAUCUUUAGAGUGCAAGAAAUGUGGAAAAACUUUCACUUGCAUGUCAUCCUUUCAGGGUCACGUGAAGGAUCACUGUGGACAGAGAGUCCAUGCGUGUGAGGUGUGUGGGAAAGCCUUCAUGUAUCAAUCCUACCUUACACGUCACGUGAGAACUCACACUGGGGAGAGACCCUAUGAAUGUGUGGAGUGUGGAGAAGCCUUUGGGUCUGUUUCAAGUCUACAAAGACAUGUGAGGACACACACUCGGGAAAAACCCUGUAAAUGUCAGCAAUGUGGGAAAGCCUUUCCUGGUGACUACUCCCUUGAAGCACACAUGAUAAGACACGAAAAGGACAGAACCUUGGAAUGUAAGGAGUGCGGGCAAAGUUUCAGGAAGCAUCUCCCUUUUGAACGUCACAUGACCACUCACAAUGUCAUGAAACCCUAUGAGUGUAAGGAGUGUGGCAGACUCUUCAGAUAUCACACAGCCCUUGGAGACCAUAUGAGGACACAUACUGGGGAUAGACCCUACAGAUGUAAGGAGUGUGGGAAAACUUUCCGGAAGUCUGAACAUUUUAAACGUCACAUGACCACCCACAGUACUGUGAAACCCUAUGAAUGUAACCGGUGUGGCAGAUCAUUCCGGGAUCACACAAACCUGCGCAUUCAUAUGAGGACGCAUACUGGGGAAAGACCCUAUGAAUGUCAGCAGUGUGGGAAGACCUUCAGAUAUCUUGGAAAUCUGCGGGAACAUACGACAACUCACACGGGGGAGAGACCGUAUGAAUGUCAGCAGUGUGGGAAGACCUUCAGGUAUAACUCAUGCCUGAGAGAACACAUGUGGAAGCACACUGGAGAGAGACCCUAUAAGUGUCAGCACUGUGGAAAAGCCUUCAUUCGUCACCACACCCUUGUAGUACAUACUGUGAGAAGGCACACCAAGGGUGGACACUUGGAAUGUAAGGUGUGUGGUGAAACUUUCAGAAAGCAUCGACCUUUCGAACGUCACAUGGCCACACACGGUAUCCUGAAACCCUAUGAAUGUAAGGAGUGUGGAAGAGCCUUCAGGUGCCACAGAGACCUACAGGUACAUACGAGGAUACACACUGGGGAAAGACCCUUCAAAUGUGAGCUCUGUGGAAAAGCCUUUAAGUCUCCUGCAAACCUUCGAGGACAUACAAGGACACACACUGGUGAAAGGCCCUGCAAGUGUCAGCAGUGUGGGAAAAUCUUCUCGACUCCUGGACGCCUGCAAGUACAUAUGAGGACACACACUGGGGAAAGACCUUGUAAAUGUGAGCAGUGUGGGAAAGCCUUCACCUCUCCUGGAAACCUACGAGCUCAUAUGAGGACACACAGUGGGGAAAGACCCUGUAAAUGCCAGCAGUGUGGGAAAGCCUUCACCCGUGCUGCGUCCUUGCAGGUACAUAUGAGGAUACACACUAGGAAGAGACCGUAUGAAUGUUACCACUGUGGCAAAGCCUUCAGGAGUCCAUCGCACCUGGAAGCACACACACGGACACACACUGGGGAGAGACCUUUUAAGUGUACAGAGUGUGGGAAAGCUUUCAGUCAGCCUCAGUGUUUUCAAGAUCAUUUGAAAACGCACAACACAGUUAAAUCCUAUGAAUGCAAGGAGUGUGGGAAAGCAUACAAGUUUCCCUCAUCCCUUCGAGGGCAUAUGAAGAAACACAGUGGGGAGAGAACUUCACCGGUCACUACUCCCUUCAGGAACACGUGAGGAAUCACAGUGGACGGUAACCUUUUGUGAAUCUACAGACUCUGGUAAGACCUUCUAAUAUCACAUAGAACUGCAAGUAUCUGUGAUUACACUCAUUAGACGAGAAUUGUGUGAAUGUCCACACUGUGGGAAAGCCUUCAGGUUCCCUCUAAUCUUCGGGGAUGCUUGUGAGAGCACAGUGAUGUGAAACCCUGAGAAGUUAAGAACCAUGGAAAAGCCUUCCAGUAUUUCCUCAAUCUGGGAGCGCAGACACUGUGGGAAAGCAUAUAAUCGCCCUAAAAUUGUUUUGUAAAUGAGAGCCAAUAUACUGGAGACUAACCCAAAUGGACACAAUUUGGGGAACACUUCCCGUAUAGAAUUUCAUGUAUUUUGUUCAUGACAAUUGUGGCAGGACAGAAAUCAUUUUAUUGUUACAAACAUGGCUUUGUUUUUGCAAGUGCCUCUUCCAUGGUAGAGAUGCGAAGUGUCUUAAUUUCUAGUUCGUGUUGCUGAUACGAACACUCAUGGUGCUAAGUGUCCUUUGUCCUCUACAUCUGUAGGACAUACACUUUGUUGUCUCAGAUUUGAAGUAAUCACCUGGUUAUAUAAAACAUGUUUCUUUUCCAUUACAGUGUCUUUUAAACUCACGUUGAUAAGAACAUGUGUAUGGGAGGGGUGUGUGUGUACAACUUUAUAUAAUUUUAGAAAAAAGGAAAAGAAAAAAACUUGAAGUUCAUAUUCCAAAAAUUUCCCAAUCUGUGAUCAUCACAUGAGACUUUUUGAUUGUUGAAAGUUCUUUUCUGUUCUCUGUUGCUAAUAAUUCUUGACUGUGAAUCGCCUCUAUAUUUUCUAUCUUCAUUAUUGCAAUACAUGUUUUCACAUAA
Lutra lutra (Eurasian river otter) is the source of this 3308-nucleotide messenger RNA. Its product is annotated as zinc finger protein 77-like. The coding region runs from base 70 to 2445 and encodes 791 amino acids. The record is from RefSeq and is a predicted model, not a curated record. Gene Ontology annotation, biological process: regulation of transcription by RNA polymerase II. Gene Ontology annotation, cellular component: nucleus. The transcript has 4 exons. NCBI's taxonomy places the organism in Eukaryota, Metazoa, Chordata, Mammalia, Carnivora, Mustelidae. Gene Ontology annotation, molecular function: DNA-binding transcription factor activity, RNA polymerase II-specific; RNA polymerase II transcription regulatory region sequence-specific DNA binding.